Molecule: messenger RNA, 992 nt
Organism: Populus nigra (black poplar)
Lineage: Eukaryota; Viridiplantae; Streptophyta; Magnoliopsida; Malpighiales; Salicaceae
Product: GTP-binding protein YPTM2-like
Exons: 8
Coding region: 147-758 (203 amino acids)
Molecular function (GO): GTP binding; GTPase activity
Source: RefSeq, a predicted model, not a curated record
UAUACAUGUAUAAAAACACCUUCUUGGUUUUCCAUUUUUAUCGUCGCUCAUAACUGUCUUUCUCUUAGUUUUUACUUUUGCCUGUCAGAUUUCAGAUUCGUUACUCUCCAGACCGGUUCAAUUCCCGGUCGAAUUUACUAACAGCCAUGACACCUGAAUAUGAUUAUUUGUUUAAGCUUUUGCUAAUUGGGGAUUCUGGUGUUGGCAAAUCAUGUCUGCUUUUGAGAUUUGCUGAUGAUUCCUAUCUGGAAAGUUACAUCAGCACAAUUGGAGUUGACUUCAAAAUUCGCACCGUGGAGCAAGAUGGAAAAACCAUUAAACUUCAAAUUUGGGACACUGCAGGGCAAGAGCGGUUCAGGACAAUCACUAGCAGCUACUACCGUGGGGCACAUGGCAUUAUAAUAGUUUAUGACGUGACAGACCAAGAGAGUUUCAACAAUGUUAAGCAAUGGUUAAAUGAAAUUGAUCGAUAUGCAAGUGAAAAUGUUAACAAGCUUCUGGUUGGGAACAAGUCGGACCUCACUGCUAACAAAGUUGUUUCAUAUGAAACAGCUAAGGCAUUUGCAGAUGAAAUUGGUAUUCCCUUCAUGGAAACAAGUGCAAAAAAUGCCAUCAAUGUGGAGCAAGCCUUUAUGGCCAUGGCUGCUGACAUCAAGAACAGGAUGGCAAGUCAACCUGCAGCGAACAAUGCAAGGCCACCCACUGUGCAGAUACGUGGACAGCCUGUUAACCAGAACACUGGCUGCUGCUCUUCCUAGUUUGCAUGGUUUCUCAGUUGUCCUUGAAUAGCAGGCUACCCCCCGUUUUAAACUAUUCAAAAAUGUGCUUUCUCAGUUGUUCCAUAAGAAAUUCAACAAAGUUCCUUGUUAUUACUAGUCUUGAUUCUAUUUGUUAAAUGGCUUGUACAAAAGAUGUGUGGCAUGCAGGUACUAAAUGUUACUGUUAUAUUCUUUCUUCCACGGACUUCCCCAAGUUUUUGAAGCACAAACAAA